This is a messenger RNA of Eruca vesicaria subsp. sativa (arugula), 1689 nucleotides long. Lineage: Eukaryota; Viridiplantae; Streptophyta; Magnoliopsida; Brassicales; Brassicaceae. The record is from the annotation of a GenBank genome assembly.
CUCUCUCUCUUUUCUUUAGAUAUGUGGCCGUUUUUGACUCUCCGGUGACGUACGACGACGUUUCGUUGCAUGAGCGACGGUGAUGGCUUCUGUUUGCGUUAACAACAAUGUAACUGUUUCUCAGGAUUUUUCAUCUUACGGUUGCUUCAAUCCACGAGCUUCUCCUUCUCCCUCCUUCAGCCGCGAAGACUCUCGGAGUUCCGGAUCCACCGCACCGGAGAAGAAGGUUGCGACGGAGGAUGGCGAUUUCGAGUUUCGCCUCGAGGAUCCGGUUGGGAUGCUUCCGGCGGACGAGCUUUUCUCCGAAGGCAAACUCGUAACGAAGCCAAAAACAACGGAGAAAUGUACGAUGGAGAUCUCCGGCGGCGACGAUGGUGGUGGUUUGUUUUCACCGAAGGCGCCACGGUGUUCGAGUAGGUGGAGAGAGUUGUUAGGACUGAAACGAUUCUCUCAUCAAAACAGCAAAACCGCCGCAACGACGACGUUUCACUCGAAUCCGAGUAGAUCAUCCACUUCUUCAUUAAAACAGUUUUUAAACCGAAGCUCCAAAACGACGUCGUGUACGUCAGACGCUUCACUUCCUCUCCUCAAGGACUGCUCAGACUCCGAAUCUCUCUCCAUCUCCUCUUCUCGUAUGUCCCUCUCCUCUUCCUCCUCAGGCCACGACCACGACGACAUCCCCAGACUCUCCCUCGACGCAGACAGACCUAACCAUAACCAACUCCUUAACCAACACAUAACCGGGAAUCCCUUCGCUCCCUCUCGUAGCCAAAACCCGAAUAACCCACCGAGGAUGAGGUUAGUGCCAUCGGGCCGUGAGAGAUUGGGCCGCAGCCCAAUCCGGCCCGAUACAGCGAUGAGCAGAGGAGUCUCCGUAGACAGUCCGAGACUAAACUCGUCGGGGAAGAUCGUGUUCCAGAGCCUUGAAAGGAGCUCGAGCUCCCCGAGCAGCUUCAACGGUGGAACUAGCGGGUAUAGACACAGGGGGAUGGAGAGAUCUUACAGCGCGAAUGUUAGGGUGACUCCUGUCCUAAACGUCCCUGUCUGUUCAAUCAGAGGCGGUUCUGUGAUAUUCGGACAGUUCUUCUCUUCAUCGAAUUCGUCUUCGGCUUCGUUGCAACAUAAUAGAACAGGGAGCUUUUCGAGUAACAGAGCGUCGUCUAAUUACAUCAACAGAGGUCGUAACUCUACUGAUCGAAUCUAAAAAUCGUUUAAUGAUCUUACGGAACAAACAGUAGCUAGUAGUAAUCCAUGUUUUUUAGCUUGUUUAACUGUACCGAGAGGUUGAGAGUGUGUACAUAGAGAAUCUGCAAUUUCUUAGGUUUUUUUCUCUUCUAGGGUUCAUCGACAUUUACACUUGGUUGAUUGAUUCGGGUGAAGAGAGUGAGGUUGACGCGCGAGGGAUGCGUGUGGGUCAAUAGGAAAAACAAAUUCUUUUUUUUUUCACUCUCUCUCUCUCACAGAUUGUUUGCUCUGUGUGUAUUUGCGCGCUCUCCCCACGUUGGAGCUUAUCUAAGCUGUCUCUUUCAUGUGAUAUUUUUAUUAAUUUUUAGUAUUUUGUCGUUUUAUGAGUUUCGGAAAUGAUGCAGUUUUUUCAGACUUUUUAUCAUACCUUUUCUCUUUUUUUUUUUUUUUUACUCUUUUAUUUAUUGUUUGUUGUUAUGUUAAUCAAGGAAGGUUCGUUUAAGC